This is a messenger RNA of Aspergillus pseudotamarii, 2264 nucleotides long. RefSeq lists its product as uncharacterized. Gene Ontology annotation, cellular component: Mon1-Ccz1 complex; intracellular membrane-bounded organelle. The transcript is spliced from 3 exons. Lineage: Eukaryota; Fungi; Ascomycota; Eurotiomycetes; Eurotiales; Aspergillaceae. Bases 1 to 1794 code for a protein of 597 amino acids. Gene Ontology annotation, biological process: vesicle-mediated transport. The record is from RefSeq and is a predicted model, not a curated record.
AUGUGUCCUCCCCAUCAUCUGAUUCAGCAACUACGCCGAGCGCAUUCCAUUUUCCUUCUUCAUCAUGAUAUCACACUUGACGCUUUAUACGAACGUGUUGGCAGGUCCACACUCUGCCCCCUCCUAGAGAACUUCUGGUUGCGAUUUGCCUGGAACUGGGAUAUUCUUCUCAGUGGAAACCCUGCUGUGGAUGUGUAUAAUGGCAUAAAGCUUUCUGCUGGCGGCGAGCUGGGCAUUGGUGUCGGCGAGGAAGAGUGGGGAAGCGGGGAGAGGGAGGUAUUUGAAGACUUUGUGGCACGGACAGAUGGCCUUCUGGAUCUAGUGGUGUCUCGAUUUGGUGAUCCGACUACGCCUGGUGAGUAUGCUGCAAUCGCAAAUAAAUCAACAGAUACCAUGCGCGAUGACGAUGGAACGCACUGGCUUGGUUUAGACAUAUGUCCUCGACCAUCAGACGGUGUUAUAUUCUCAGGUGUAGGAACUAUCUCCAGGUCUUCUGUGGUGCGCAUCUCACAGUGGAUGGAGUGGAUCUACAGAUACGGCAUCGACGCGUAUGGGGUGGGUGAAGACCCAACAUCACCACGACGUCGAAAACACCGAAGGAAACAACGAGGUCGCUCUGGAAGAGAUCCAAAUGCAGUACCACAAGUUAGAGAAAUUCCCCAAACUAGAGACACAGAUGGCAGUUUCUCUCCAGGUAUACCACGCCCACUGGUGAUGGGGACGACACAAUCAACGCAGCCUCCACAAGGGUCUGAUGGAGUAAGUCUACAAUCUAGCGGCGAAAGCUCCCCAGCAAGAAGUGAGAAAGGCAGUGAUUGGAUGGGUGUGACAACUGGUGCAUUUGUGAAAUACCUCACGCUCGGAUACGGUUCGUCCUGGAGCAUGUCUAGGACAUCGAGCGCACAUCCCCGCGUUGAAGCACUGAAGCGAGAAGACGACUCAGCCAACUCGAACAAGCAGACAGGUCCACCUACAGAUGGUCAGGGGGGAUCGGAAGAAAGUCCUUCUCUACCUGAGGAUCCUCCCAAACCUGAAAGCCGUGGCACAAUACAACAACGAGCAGUAGUCUACAUACACAAACCUUUCAUCUAUACUUUUCUGUUCGACCCUCAAGCUUCGUCUCUGGGAGACCCAGCUCUCUAUCACAGUAUCCACCACCAACUACAACCUCUCCAAGGGUCACUCAGCAAGUCAACGUCACCUGCAAAUGCCACAGCCAGAAUCUCUGUAUCUGGAAAUGCAUUUGAUAUCAAUCAACGAUUCUCAUCCGAGAAUCUACCGUUUUACGAUCUUGUCUACGACCCAACCAAUCUAACAAUCCGCUCUUCAAUCCCCAACAUCCCUGACCUCGGUUUCUCCCCUGUAGAAGCUCCGCGGGAUCCCAGCGCAACACCCUGGUCGCGUGUCGAAAGCCUCAACAUCCACCACCGCUUACUGAGCACCUACAUAGAAACCCGAUCCCGACCGCUCGAGCUAGAAAGAACCUGCAAAACAAGUCGUGGCUGGUGGAUUGUUUGGGUGCGAAUGUCCGACCCAUCGUACAAACCCACCAGUGACGAUAGUAGCACCUCUCAGCCCGACGACCCUCGCCAGGAGGCAUUCCUAAUCCGGAAGGCAAGUGACCAUGCCUCGACGUCUUCGCACGCUCGCAGCCAUAGCGGGACUCGGUUCUUCAGGGAUCUGGGCGGUGCGUCUUCGCCGGGACUAUCGGAUAUGGGGCCGGCCAGGUUGGCUGAGGGGUUGGGGCUGGAUGCAAGGCGGUAUAUUGAAAGUUUACUCAAUCUGAACCGAUGAUUCUAUGAAAAGAUACAGUCUUUGUCGGUGACGGUCGGUAUUUAUUUUUAUGUUUCUCUUGUUUUCGAAUGACGUGGAGGUUGUAAUAUUGAAAUUAAUACUCUGUGACGAUUUUUUUUUUUUUUCAAAGGAGCACCGCCUAUUCUUAUAGGGUAUAGAAUUAUGUACAUGUCUUACUGCCCCCGAAGCAGUAGUACUAGUACAAUUAAUGGAUGGAAGAGGGAGGGACCAGUUUUCUCUAGACAUCAAGCCUUGUCAAUCAAGUCCCCGCCUAAGGAACUAAAUUAAGGAUAGAUAUAUCACUUCAAUUCUCCUGUGUCAGUCUAAUUCAAUUCCUUUUUCCCCUAUCGGACAGGAGGUAGCUGCCAAUUCCAUAAUUAGGCAUGCUGGACUAAUGCAAUCCUGCGUAGUCUAAGGUGCUAAUGCUAACGGGCCGCCCACAUGUUACUAUCAAUAGUACGAUCUUACCA